Penaeus chinensis is the source of this 893-nucleotide messenger RNA. RefSeq names its product ATP-dependent RNA helicase A-like. The transcript has 2 exons. NCBI's taxonomy places the organism in Eukaryota, Metazoa, Arthropoda, Malacostraca, Decapoda, Penaeidae. The record is from RefSeq and is a predicted model, not a curated record. Bases 1 to 801 code for a protein of 266 amino acids.
AUGAAGCUCUUGGUUUUAGCAUUGGUUGCUGCUGCGUCUGCUGCCCCUCAGGGGUACAACUUGGGUACGCCCUCUGGCCCUUCCUUUAACUCUGGCAGUUGUGGCAGUGGGCAAGUGCGGCACGUGGACGGGAGGUGCGUGACACCUCAAGUGAACAGCCGUGUGUUCCUGUACGAUGUGCCAGCAAACGAAGGUGUUGUCAAUCGGCCAAGCUACAUUCCGGAACCUAAAUUGGAACGUAAUAUCAUUUUUGUGAGACUUCCUGACGGCGCAGAUGGACCAGAACCCAUCGUCGUACCACCGCCACAACAGCAACACGUCGUGUACGUCCUGAACAAGCAGUCUGAACAGGACCAGCGAGUGAUCGAGGUUCCAGCGCCGCCGCCAUCCAACCCCGAAGUGUUCUUCGUGAACUACGCAGAAGGAGAGAACCCGACUCUUCCCAUCGGAGUCGACCUCCAGACGGCGCUGAGUUCAGCUUCCCAGGGCGGCGGCCAAGUUGUUGGAGGCGGCAUUGGAGGUGGAAUUGGAGGUGGUAUCGGUGGCGGUAUUGGCGGUGGCAUCGGUGGUGGCAUCGGAGGUGGCAUCGGAGGUGGCAUCGGAGGUGGCAUCGGAGGAGGCAUCGGAGGUGGCAUCGGAGGAGGCAUCGGAGGUGGCAUCGGAGGAGGCAUCGGAGGUGGCAUCGGAGGAGGCAUCGGAGGUGGCAUCGGAGGAGGCAUCGGAGGUGGCAUCGGAGGUGGCAUCGGAGGUGGCAUUGGAGGAAGCUACUCACCUCCUUCUAACCUCUACAGCACACCUUAAAGAGUCCACUCUAAAUACGAUACUGCAAUCGUGGAUGAAUGUGAAAUAUAAAUAUUUAUUUGUGUAAAACGAAAAUAAAACUUGUAACAGCC